AAACACCACAACACUUAUUAACUAAGAACAAUGGAGGAGAUGAUGACCAAUAGUACAAUGGUGAUGAUGAAGAACACCAACACCACAUUCUCCCAAGACCAAAAUCCAAAACCCCCCAUAAAUAUGAAUAUGAAUAUGAAUAUGAAUAUGAAUAUGAAUAUGAUCAGCACCACCCCCAUUUCCCCAACCUGGAAACUCUACGAGAAUCCCUUUUAUACCUUCCAUCAACAAGAUCACAUCCACAACCAAAUCCACAAACUCCACCUCCCCAUCUCAUCCCGCAAGCUCGCAGCCUCUUUUUUUGACCUAGCCUUCAUCAAGCCGGACGACUCCGAGCUCGAGACAGCUCGCAAGAAGAUGGAGUCCCUCAACCGGCGGCUGGAGAGGGAGGUGGCCGAGGAGAGGCGCGGGCGGGAGGCACUGGAGCGCGCCUGCCACGACCUCGCGGAUCAGGUCUCGGCCCACAAGGCCGAGAUCGCGAGAUUGAAAAGAGAGAUGGAGGAGGAGAGGAGGAUGCUGCGCACGGCCGAGGUCAUCCGCGAGGAGCGCGUGCAGAUGAAGCUCUCGGAGGCGAAGAACUUCCUCGAGGAGAAGCUCUCCGGCCUCCAAAGCAAUGGAUCUUCUUUAUCUAGAAAUGAUCAUCACAAGGCUAUGACGGAGAAUCCGCAUAUAAAGAGAGGGAUUAAAGGGUUUGUGGAGUUUCCGAAGGUGGUGAGAGCGAUCGGUUGCAGAAGCAGCAAGCAUUUGGGGAGCAAAUUGGAGUGUCAGAAGGCGCAGCUGAAGAUACUACUCAAGCAGAAGGGGCCUGUUAGAUUCAGUGCUGGCCUUAUUACAAGAUGAGAUCUCCUCUUCUUUUUUUAAUCAUGUAAUUAUACUUUUAGUUUUGUUUAUGUUUAUUGAUUUGUUGUUGAUUUUGUUUUUGCCAUGCAUUUAUGGUUUGUGAAUGUAGAGAAAUAAUAUUUCCUUAGGAGGAUUAUAUACCGUGAUUGAUUAGUUGAAAUCAAUUUGAUGUAGAAAGGUUUUGAGUUUAUAUGAUUGCUAGCUGCUGUUGUUGGAAAUACAAGUUGCUUUUGGCAUUGAUCGUAGCUACUUUGUUAGAAAUUUGAUACUUUGGCAAGUUGGUAAUGUCAAAUUAAUAUU
Salvia splendens (bonfire salvia) is the source of this 1140-nucleotide messenger RNA. RefSeq names its product protein BRANCHLESS TRICHOME-like. The record is from RefSeq and is a predicted model, not a curated record. The transcript has a single exon. NCBI's taxonomy places the organism in Eukaryota, Viridiplantae, Streptophyta, Magnoliopsida, Lamiales, Lamiaceae. The coding region runs from base 31 to 840 and encodes 269 amino acids.